GUCUCCGACCUCUCUACAACCUAACCCUAGCCAUUUUCUCUCUGAAUUUCCCUUCAAAGAUGUUUGAAUUAAGGCUGGUUCAGGGUAGUUUGUUGAAGAAGGUUCUAGAUGCCAUAAAAGAUUUGGUGAAUGAUGCGAAUUUCGACUGUUCCUCGAGUGGCUUGUCCUUGCAAGCCAUGGACUCCAGCCACGUCGCGCUGGUGGCUCUGCUGCUCAGAUCCGAAAGCUUUGAGCACUACCACUGUGACUGUAAUUUUUCCAUGGGGAUUAAUCUUAACAAUAUGGCUAAGAUGCUCAAGUGCGCUGGAAACGAUGACAUCAUCACCAUUAAAGGCGAUGAUGGUAGUGAUACUGUUACCUUCAUGUCUGAAAGUUCCACUCAAGAUAAGAUAGCUGAUUUUGAAAUGAAGCUUAUGGACAUCGACAGUGAGCUCCUUGGAAUUCCAGAAGCAGAGUACCAGGCAGUGAGCACCUUAUAUAAGAUUUUACCUGGCGCCUAAGGUUGAAGAGGAUGAAGAAGAGACAAAGCCUUGAGUUUGAAUGCUCCAGCAGUGGACCCAAACCUUUUGCUUAGAGACUAUAAUGCCCU
Messenger RNA from Coffea eugenioides, 589 nucleotides. RefSeq names its product proliferating cell nuclear antigen-like. Gene Ontology annotation, molecular function: DNA binding; DNA polymerase processivity factor activity. Gene Ontology annotation, cellular component: PCNA complex. The transcript has a single exon. Lineage: Eukaryota; Viridiplantae; Streptophyta; Magnoliopsida; Gentianales; Rubiaceae. The record is from RefSeq and is a predicted model, not a curated record. Bases 60 to 500 code for a protein of 146 amino acids. Gene Ontology annotation, biological process: mismatch repair; translesion synthesis; regulation of DNA replication.